CCUCGAUUCAUCAAGACAUCGUUUUACCUGCGCCAAGCAACACAACACAACACUUAGAAUUAUUUACACAUUAACUAAUUCGGUAACAGUUUGUGAUUAUAAUUUGGGAUAUUACAUACCUAUUACAAAGUCUUGUUCUGUGUUUGUACAGUGAUUGUCGUUUAGUAUUCGGGUUCGGUAUUGCUUUAAUGAGUUGUCAUUAAAAAUACGGUUCCUUUUAUAGUUUUAUAGGAUGCUAUACUACCUGCUAAUACUAUUGGCAGUGCUUCUGGUGUGGAAUAUCGAGUCCAGAUUUCAAAAAUGGGCUAAAUAUGGAGUCUACGUAGCUUAUUGUUAUUUAGUGCCAUUUUUGAUUCCCCUGUGGCUAUUUAAUCCUGGAGAUAGUGCAAAUGCAUUACUACCAGCCAGGGGUUUUCGAAUAGUAUGUAGACUCUUAGGUGUGAAAUACUCCGUAGAAGGAAAAGAAAACGUAAAUCCCGAUAGCGGGGGAGUAGUCCUGAUUAAUCAUCAAAGUAUUUUAGAUCUUUUAGUUUUAUCCAUUCUAUGGCCGACUAUUCCAAGAUGUUCGACAAUAGCCAAAAAGUCCCUCCUGUACGUCGUACCAAUUGGUUUCGCAAUUGGAUUAUGUGGCGCCAUCUUCAUUGAUAGAGAAAAAUCGUCACAAUCGCACGAAGCUGUCAACAAGACUGCCACACAAAUAAACAAAAGACAGGCUCGAGUACUUAUAUUUCCGGAAGGAACCAGAAACGGCGGUCUAAAACUGCUACCCUUCAAGAAGGGUGCUUUCCAUUUAGCCAUAGCCGCACAAUGUCCCAUCCAACCUGUGGCUGUAUCGAGGUUUACCUUCUUAGGAAAGAAUAAAUUUACCUCAGGAGAAAUUAAGAUUAAGAUUCUUCCCGCGAUUUCUACAAAAAAUUUGACAACAGAAGACAUUCCAAGAUUAAUUGAUGAGACUUACGAACUAAUGUCAAAAACUGUGGACGAAAUCACUCAGUAAAAACCAUAGUGCCAUAAGGAAAAGAAUUGGAUGUGGAUUAUUUUUUAGAAUGUGUGUAAGUGAGAAAUACUUGUGGGGUGCCACUUAGAAUUUUGAACUUGUACUACGCAAUGUUAACAUCUAUUGAUGUCAACACAACUUUUAAAUGGAGUAAAAUAUUUGGUUUUAAAAAAGUUUUUUUUAGCUUUAACUUUAGAUAAAAAAUUUGGAAAAACACAUCGUGUUUUUCCAUAUUUGCUUUAAAUAGAUACCUCUUUUAACGUCAAUAUGUUCUUCAUUAGUUAAAAUGUUAAUUUUUUGACUAUAAACGUUCAUUUUUGCGAGUAAGUCUUUAAAUUUAAGUGGUGCCCUUUGGUUUGACUUAUUUUUAAGAUGUGAGAUACACUUAUACAGUAUUUUGUAUAAGAUAAUAUCAAAUAUGUUUUAUAAUAAUUACAAAUGUUUUGUAGGUAUAUUAGAUAUUUAUAUUUUGUUUUAUUUAUUGUUUUGGUACGUUGUUCUACCUCUUUAGUAAUAAAAGGUUAAGUACUGUA
Messenger RNA from Diabrotica virgifera virgifera (western corn rootworm), 1530 nucleotides. Its product is annotated as 1-acyl-sn-glycerol-3-phosphate acyltransferase beta. The coding region runs from base 233 to 997 and encodes 254 amino acids. The record is from RefSeq and is a predicted model, not a curated record. Gene Ontology annotation, biological process: phosphatidic acid biosynthetic process. The transcript is spliced from 6 exons. Gene Ontology annotation, cellular component: endoplasmic reticulum; membrane. Gene Ontology annotation, molecular function: 1-acylglycerol-3-phosphate O-acyltransferase activity. NCBI's taxonomy places the organism in Eukaryota, Metazoa, Arthropoda, Insecta, Coleoptera, Chrysomelidae.